Messenger RNA from Euleptes europaea (tarantolino), 952 nucleotides. RefSeq names its product arginine and glutamate rich 1 (gene ARGLU1). The record is from RefSeq and is a predicted model, not a curated record. The transcript has 4 exons. Gene Ontology annotation, cellular component: nucleoplasm; mitochondrion. Bases 35 to 868 code for a protein of 277 amino acids. Gene Ontology annotation, molecular function: cadherin binding. NCBI's taxonomy places the organism in Eukaryota, Metazoa, Chordata, Lepidosauria, Squamata, Sphaerodactylidae.
GCUGAGGGCCGCCGAGCCGGGCGAGGCGCUCGGGAUGGGCCGCUCCCGUUCGCGGAGCUCGUCCCACUCCAAGCGCGUCAAGAGCUCCAAGCACAACAAGAAGAACCGGAGCCGCUCGCGGUCCCGCUCCCGGGAGAAAGAGCGCGCGCGCAAGCGCUCCAAGUCCCGGGAGGCCAAGCGCAGCCGGCGGCGGGAGUCCCGCUCCCGGUCGCGCUCCAACACCGCCCCGUCCCGCCGGGAGCGCGAGCGCGAGCGGGAGCGCGAGCGCGCCUCCUCCCCGCCCGACCGCAUCGACAUCUUCGGCCGCACCGUCAGCAAGCGCAGCAGCCUCGACGAGAAGCAGAAGCGGGAGGAGGAGGAGAAGAAGGCCGAGUUCGAGCGGCAGCGGAAAAUUCGGCAGCAAGAAAUAGAAGAGAAGCUUAUCGAGGAAGAGACAGCCCGAAGAGUGGAAGAACUUGUGGCCAAGAGAGUGGAAGAAGAGCUAGAGAAGCGAAAAGAUGAGAUUGAGCGGGAAGUUCUUCGCAGGGUGGAGGAAGCUAAACGCAUCAUGGAAAAACAGUUGCUCGAAGAACUCGAGCGACAGAGACAAGCUGAACUUGCGGCACAAAAGGCCAGAGAGGAGGAAGAGCGUGCAAAGCGUGAGGAGCUAGAGCGAAUACUAGAAGAGAAUAAUCGAAAAAUCGCAGAAGCACAAGCUAAAUUGGCUGAAGAACAGUUGAAAAUCGUUGAAGAACAAAGAAAAAUUCAUGAGGAGAGGAUGAAACUAGAGCAAGAGAGACAACGUCAGCAAAAGGAAGAGCAAAAAAUGAUCCUGGGCAAGGGGAAGUCUAGGCCAAAACUGUCAUUCUCACUAAAGAGUCAGGAUUAAAUUUCAGCUCUGAACUCUAAUGGAAAAUGAAACAAACUUUGUAUAGUAGCUUCAUGUUGAAGUGUUUUUUUUUAUUUUUCUUUC